Phyllostomus hastatus (greater spear-nosed bat) is the source of this 2199-nucleotide messenger RNA. Its product is annotated as selenide, water dikinase 2-like. NCBI's taxonomy places the organism in Eukaryota, Metazoa, Chordata, Mammalia, Chiroptera, Phyllostomidae. Gene Ontology annotation, molecular function: ATP binding; selenide, water dikinase activity. The transcript has a single exon. Gene Ontology annotation, biological process: L-selenocysteine biosynthetic process. The record is from RefSeq and is a predicted model, not a curated record. Gene Ontology annotation, cellular component: cytoplasm.
CUCACUCAGGAAGGCCAGGGCGGUGGGGCGUGGCUUGAGUCCCUCCGGGCGAAGGAAGCGCGUGGGUUACCGUCUCUGCGGUAAUAUCUGACGGCACUCCGUACUAAGUGGAGUAGAAAAUAAAAGGGACGUCUCCUCUUCUCCUUCCCUGCCCGGCAGGCGUAAUGGCAGAAACCGCAGUGACUGGAGCCAGCGGGGAGGCCGUGGCGGCGGUGGCGGCGGCGGCGGCGGCGGUGGAAGGCUCCGCGGGAGCCGCGGGCUGGUCUUUGGGUCGCGGCUUCUCGAGCUACCGGCCCUUCGAGCCCCAGGCGCUGGGCCUCAGCCCCAGCUGGCGGCUGACCGGCUUCUCAGGCAUGAAAGGCUGAGGCUGCAAGGUCCCCCAGGAGACGCUGCUCAAACUCCUGGCGGGACUGACGCGGCCGGACGUGCGGGCCCCGCUGGGCCGGGGACCGGUCGGAGGCCAGGAGGAGGCUGCCCAGGAGGCCGGCCUGCCGGUCAUGGCGGAAUCCAGCCCAAGUUUUCCAGCCCUGGGCAUUGGCUUGGACUCCUGUGUCAUACCCCUGAGGCACGGAGGCCUGUCGCUGGUGCAAACCACAGACUUCUUUUACCCCUUGGUGGAAGAUCCCUACAUGAUGGGACGCAUAGCUUGUGCCAAUGUGCUGAGUGACCUCUAUGCCAUGGGCAUCACUGAGUGUGACAACAUGUUGAUGUUACUCAGCGUCAGCCAGAAUAUGUCUGAAGAGGAACGAGAAAAGAUAACCCCACUCAUGAUCAAAGGCUUUCGCGAUGCUGCCGAGGAAGGAGGGACUGCAGUGACUGGUGGACAAACUGUGGUAAACCCUUGGAUUAUCGUGGGUGGGGUUGCCACUGUGGUGUGUCAGCCAAAUGAAUUCAUAAUGCCUGACAGUGCAGUUGUUGGGGAUGUGCUGGUGUUAACCAAACCCUUAGGCACCCAAGUUGCUGUCAAUGCCCACCAAUGGCUGGACAAUCCUGAAAGAUGGAAUAAGAUAAAGAUGGUGGUGUCCAAAGAAGAGGUAGAGCUGGCUUAUCAGGAAGCCAUGUUCAACAUGGCUACCCUAAACAGAACUGCUGCUGGGUUAAUGCACACAUUUAAUGCCCAUGCCGCCACGGAUAUCACAGGCUUUGGUAUUCUGGGACACUCUCAGAACCUUGCAAAACAACAGAGAAAUGAGGUUUCCUUUGUCAUUCAUAAUCUGCCAAUCAUUGCCAAGAUGGCUGCCAUCAGCAAGGCCAGUGGGCGCUUUGGGCUCCUUCAGGGAACCUCAGCAGAAACUUCUGGGGGGUUGCUGAUUUGCUUGCCAAGGGAACAGGCUGCUCGCUUUUGUUCUGAAAUCAAGUCUUCCAAGUAUGGGGAGGGUCACCAAGCAUGGAUCGUGGGCAUUGUGGAAAAGGGAAACCGGACGGCCAGGAUCAUUGACAAGCCUCGGGUUAUUGAGGUCCUACCUCGUGGGACCACCGCCGCGGCUCUUGCCCACGACAAUUCCAGUGCCUCUUCUGAGCCGAGCUUGUGAGAUGGAGUAGCAGAAGUUGUUUGGACCUUGGAGCCUUUGUACGCAGUCAUGGAUGAUUCUCAAGAGUUGAUUUUAGGAACAAAUUUCCAGAGGCGGCUGCCCGAAUAUCAGUUGCACAGUUGCCCUUUCUAGGUGAUUUCAAUCAGCCCGUCACAAACUGCACAUUCCAGGGCCAAAAGUAACAUUUUGGACUUCGGUGGGGAGGUUUGUUCAAUUUCUGCUUGGAAGAGGAGCAGAAAAACCUGUUUCCUCUUUCCAAGAGCAAAAUGAGGUUAUUCCAGUUUGAGGGAAGUGCCAGGGGGGAAAUAUCAGAAGCAAAUAAAUUUGGAUUAAUAGAGUUGAUAAAUCUAAACUGUUGAGAAAGAUCUUAUAAUGCAGUGUCAGAUUCUUGAUUAGAUUUUUCUGAAAUACUGUCUCUUUCCUGCUCUGGACAAGAGUUGAGCAGCUUGUCCAGUGACUGGGAAAGGAGGACCUGCAACCACUGACUUGGUCUCUGUUAAUGAAGUCUCUCCCUCUAAACCCCUUUAAGGACUGGGAGAGGCAGAGCUAGCCCCAGAGCCCAGGCCUUGGUGGUCACUGAGAUGUUAAACUUUGUGCUGAAAAUUCCUGGUGAUUUAGUCAGCGACAUGAUUUCUAGUGUAAUAAAUUAAAAGGACUUUGUUGGAAA